GAAAAACUUACUUAAUACCCGUCAGAUAAACAAACUUACUUGAAGGUUAACAAGUUGAAAAUAAAACUUUGAAAGUGAUUUGCAACAUCAGCAAACAAGGAUAUAACUAAUGCAGGUGCACAUAAUGUAAUGGAUUAUUUUUUGAUAUGUACCUAGUGAUGUCACAAACAUGGUAACUAGGGGUCAUGCAAAGAUAUAAAUACUGCUGAUACCGAGUGGUUCGAAGCAAAGCAAGAGACUUCAAAAUGAAGAAAACAAGAUAUUUCCUCAUUGCAACCCUUGUGAUUUUCACUUUUGCUGGUAUGGCCGUAUGUAGUCAGACUGAUGAUGAAAUGAAACAACCGGCCUGUGAUAAAUAUAUUUUUCCAGCAUGUCCGAGGAAUUAUGCUCCACUCUGUGGCACAGAUGGUAAAACCUACUCAAAUGAGUGUGUGCUGUGCAUGGAGAUCAAGCAACGAAAGGCCAACAUUCGUAUACGUAAACCAGGACCUUGCUGAUUUGCACAUCUCAACACGAGAAUGAAAACCGCAUUUUUGCAAAUGCAAUGACAAUCUUCUUGAUAAAUAAACAGCAAAAUUGUUUACCA
This is a messenger RNA of Mobula hypostoma (lesser devil ray), 586 nucleotides long. RefSeq names its product trypsin inhibitor ClTI-1-like. Gene Ontology annotation, molecular function: protein binding; serine-type endopeptidase inhibitor activity. NCBI's taxonomy places the organism in Eukaryota, Metazoa, Chordata, Chondrichthyes, Myliobatiformes, Myliobatidae. Bases 246 to 497 code for a protein of 83 amino acids. The transcript is spliced from 4 exons. The record is from RefSeq and is a predicted model, not a curated record.